Molecule: messenger RNA, 2091 nt
Organism: Ilyonectria robusta
Lineage: Eukaryota; Fungi; Ascomycota; Sordariomycetes; Hypocreales; Nectriaceae
Exons: 2
Coding region: 1-2091 (696 amino acids)
Cellular component (GO): cytosol; nucleus; mitochondrial outer membrane
Molecular function (GO): protein binding
Source: RefSeq, a predicted model, not a curated record
AUGAGUCGAUUAGCCGGGUGGUUCCGCUCCAGCGCAAAGCCCGACGAUGCCAGCGCCACGGGCAGCGACAGCGACUCCUCGCGCGACAACGUCGCCAAGGAGAUGGAGGACAUUGACGACGCCAUGAACUCGUCCGGGCUCAUCAUGAAUGACGACAUCGACGGCGCCUGGGAGAAGCUGCAGACGGGCGACUCGUCCUUCCACCAGCUGGGCCUGGCCGUCACCAUCUUCAUGCGCUCGGUGCUGGGCUUCGAGAAGGAGGUCAUGGCCGAGACCACGGCCAAGCUGGACGAGUGCGAGGCCCGCGCCUGGAACGACUACAAGAAGGCUCAGAGGCACGGCAAGGCCCGCGCCGGGAGCAAGCUCUAUCCGCCGGGGACCGAGUAUGAGCUUGUACGCGCCGAGACGCAGCUCAUGGGCGCCGUUGUGGGCGUGCUACACGAGAGUUUGAUCGAGGCCAUGAAGGGCUUUUACAAGUUGAGAAAGGCCUUUCUCACGCUCGAUGCAAUUACCGCCGCCGAAGAGAAGGCGUUGAAGGAAAUGAAUGACAGCCAGUUCGAUCUCGUAUCGAAGAUUAUUGAUGAAAAUUCCGGAGAUUCCAGCGACUCCUCAGGAGUCCAGACACCCUCCAACCCGACUGAUUCCUCCACUACCGUCACUUCGCCAGAAGGGACCGUCGAUGGCGAAAAGACCGCCAACGAGGCUCUCCUCCAGGCCAAGUCAAAGCCCGUCACGUCUGACACGAUGGUCCUCGACAACCCGCUGGAUAUUUUCGUGCACUCUGGCGCCAACAUGUGCUUCGGCAUCCUCCUCCUCCUCUUGACUCUUGUACCGCCCGCCUUUUCUCGAAUCCUCUCUAUUGUUGGAUUCAGCGGAGAUCGCGAACGGGGUGUGCGUAUGCUCUGGCGCUCAAUUGCCUACAACAACGUGAACGGAGCGAUUGCGGCAAUGGCUCUCCUGGCGUACUACAACGGCAUGCUGGGAGUGGUGGAUAUUCUGCCCGACGAAAAGGACUACGACGAGCACGCGGAUGUGGUUGGCCCUCCCAGGAAGAAGUGCGACCAGCUGCUGGCGACCAUGCGACAGCGGUAUCCCAACUCGAGGCUCUGGCGCGUGGAGGAGGCCAGACAGUAUGCGAACGAGCAGCAGCUUCCCAAGGCUGUCGAGCUCCUGACGACGGGCGAAGAGUCCAAGAUGAAGCAGGUGGCCGCCGUUAACAACUUCGAGCUGUCCAUUAGCUACAUGUUUGUCCAGAACUGGGACGGCAUGCGCGACGCCUUCCUGCGGUGCCUCGAGGUCAACGACUGGAGCCCGGCCUUGUACUACUACAUGGCUGGAUCCGCAUCCCUGGAGCUGUACCGCGACGCCGUGCACAGCGGAGACGAAGACGAGGCGCGCAGGCAAAAGGUCAAGGCGCACGAGUUCUUCCGCAAGGCCCCGUCGGUCGUCGGAAAGAAGAAGUUCAUGGCGCGACAGCUGCCCAUCGAUACAUAUGUCCACCGCAAGAUUCAGAAGUGGGAGGAGCGAGCCAAGGCCGCCGGGGUUGACCUGGCCGAUGCCAUCGGUCCCAGCCCGGCUCUGGAGAUGGCGUAUCUGUGGAACGGACCCAAGCGGAUGGGCCCUGUCGAGCUGGAGCGCGCCAUGGCUAACCUCAAGUGGGAGCGGUGUACUGCCAAGGAGGAGGUUUUGGAGGCGAUCAAGAAUGAGGUCGACGAGAUGGGCAUCUGGGCGCUUCUGAAUGGGACCUUAUUGAAGAGAUUGGGCAAGUAUGACGAGGCGCGAGCCGUCCUGCAAGAGCACAUCCUGAAGCAAGACAGGUACACCUUCAAGGGACCUACGAAGGACGACUACGUCCCGCCCGCCGCAAACUACGAGCUGGCUUCCAUCGCGUGGGCCGAGUGCUGCAACCCCCCCGAGGGCACAGUCGAGGAGAUUGCCGAGUACCGCCGCCAGAAGUUCGACGACUGCCAGAAGCAACUCGACAUCGUCAAGACCUGGGAGGUGUACCUCAUGGAUGCCAGGAUCGGAAUGCGGGUGCAGAGCGGGCUGGAGACGCUCGCGUGGUUCAAGAGGAAGAUGGCGUACAACUAA